Seminavis robusta is the source of this 744-nucleotide messenger RNA. The record is from the annotation of a GenBank genome assembly. NCBI's taxonomy places the organism in Eukaryota, Bacillariophyta, Bacillariophyceae, Naviculales, Naviculaceae.
AUGGCGGUCCUUCGAGAACUACUGCUCCAGCCUGAGCUGCCAGCUCUGUGGAACAAUGUAGCCUCUUCGUUGCUGAUGGUAUUGUUUUAUCGGGCCGUGACAGAGUUUGCUGGAUGGCUUCGAGUGCGCUUUGGAAUGGCGGCACAAUCUCGUCAGAUUCUUCAAAUGAGCCUCUCGGCCGCGGUUGUCUUUUGGCCGCUCUUCGAUACAUCAGAGUGGUCCUGGAGGCUCAAUGCCAUUCUUCCGUCGGCCUUGUUGGCGCGAAUACUCUACAAGGCCAAACUGAAUGAUCCGGAGGACAUGGAUGUGCAGAAUCUGUCCCGUUCCUCCUCUCCCUCGGAACUGCUCUUUGGGCCGCUGCAGCUGUGUUGUGUCAUGAUUUGGUUGGGUCUGUAUCAAUUCAUGACACAAGAAGCAGCUAUCCUGGCCGCGGCGAUUGGCGUGGGAGAUGGACUCGCUCCCAUGAUUGGAUCUCGGUAUGGUCGUCACUUUUACCACAUGCCUUUUUCUGGAAGAAAGACAAUGGAAGGAAGCAUCGUGGGAGUGUUUUUGGGCACCAGCAUCGCGUGCUACCUAUACGCCUACAUGAUGGGCAUUCCCAUCCCCCCGCUGCGCUAUGUGCUGGUGUAUGGCUUUGUGGCUGCUGUUGUGGAAGGAACCUCUCCGGGAAACUUUGACAAUAUGAGUACCGCCUUGGUGAUGCACUUUUCCUUGGAUAAGGUUCAUGAAUGGUUGCCUCCAUGA